This is a messenger RNA of Paramecium tetraurelia, 468 nucleotides long. RefSeq lists its product as uncharacterized. The transcript has 2 exons. The record is from RefSeq and is a predicted model, not a curated record. Lineage: Eukaryota; Ciliophora; Oligohymenophorea; Peniculida; Parameciidae.
AUGAAUCAUCGUUCACGAAUAUCUGAACCAAAAGGGACUUCAGAGCUUUCAAAGAAAUUAAAAGAUAUGGCAAAUAAAGAAGAAUUGUAUUUAGAAGAAAUAGAGAGUCUGAAAAACUAGUUAAAUUAAAAAAAGUCUUCUGUUAAGGAGAAAGAGUUAAGAUAAAAAUUAAUUGAUUUAGAAUCAAAGUUGUAAUUGUGGGAUGAUAAUUUGGAGAGAUCCAAAUCAUUAGAAUAUGAAAACACAACACUUAAAACUAAAAUAUAAUAAUUGGAGAAACAUUUGCAGCGUAAAGAGGAUAAAGAGAAAAGGUUAAAGGAUGAAUGGAAUAAAUAAUAUUAGGAAUUAUAAACAGAAGUUAUGGUACAGUUUCAAUAUAAUUAGUAUUGGAAAAAUCAAAUGGACAAAGUCAUUAUGGAAAAUAAUCUUGUACUUUCUAAAAUAACACCAUCCAAGAAGAAAUAUUGA